Molecule: messenger RNA, 4639 nt
Organism: Alligator sinensis (Chinese alligator)
Lineage: Eukaryota; Metazoa; Chordata; Crocodylia; Alligatoridae
Gene: TM4SF19
Product: transmembrane 4 L six family member 19
Exons: 7
Coding region: 2924-3553 (209 amino acids)
Cellular component (GO): membrane
Source: RefSeq, a predicted model, not a curated record
GCAGCAUACAUGCAUCUUUCUGUUUAGUUUGAGAUUUUUCUCUAGUUCUGAAAUUUGGUGAUAUAGGCGUUACAAAUUCUCACACUAGUGGAUGUUAUUCUGAAAGCCCUGAGUCUAUGGGUCAUUUUGUCGAGAGAGAAUCUCAGCUUUUGUUAUAGUUUUUGAAGUUAUGGACAGAAACUGGAGUGAGCGAAUCCCACGAGCUCCAAAAAAAUGAAAUGCAAACCAAAAUAGUCUUUUUAAAAACAGAAAUCUCAUGAUUUGUGGGGGAUGGAGGCUGAUUCAUGGCUUUUGACUGCUGAGGAUAGGCAACACUAACGUUUGGGAAGGAGAGUGGGAGAAAACGGAGAAGAAAGGAUCCUUUAAACAAUUUGCAAAGGUAGUUACAAAACUAAAAUUGCAAUUAUGUACAUCGUAGCAUUGGGGAGCUCACAAACAUUCCAGGUGUGGGGGCUGAUUGUAGGUUUUACAGUUAAGUGGUAUUUCAAGAGUUGAAUCUUUAAAGAUGUUUUUAGAAGUUACCCCAACUAUCUCAGAGUGUACAUGACAGUAUCAUUUAACAGAUGCCACUCAUCCCAAAUGCCAGGCUGUAUUUAUUUGUUAGAUUGACAACAAAGGCUCAGGGCAGCUUAAAGUAAGAGACAAAAUAUCAUAUAAAAACAGAUAAAAUACAAUAUACAAUAAAAACUUCUUAAGCAAUACCCCAAUUUAGCUUUGCUUGUUGGACAUCCAUCCGAAUAAGAAGGUCUUACAGCACUGCUGGAAAAUGUCCAGACCCUGGUGGACCUCAAAAGGGAGGGAAUUGCAAAGCUGAUGAGCAGCUACUGAGAAUGACCUGCCUUGUGUUUUUGUCAAACCGACCCGGCUCUCUGAUGGCAUUGUAGUUUGAGAUGUGGAAAUUCAGAAUCUGAAUUCUGCAGCUCGAGUGCUGAGUUAUUUUUUGUAAGGACCUGCACCUAUGCAAAGAGAACAAAGCCUAUUUACUUUAAGAUGCUGAAGUUGGAAAGGAAUUCGAGUUCUUGAAAUAUCUCUUUAGAGGUGAAACUGAUGUGCAUUAGUUGUUGAAUUCUUUCUUAAUUGAAUACUUGAUGGGUUCAGGUUUACAGAUUCACAGAAGUUUAGGGCUGGAAGGGAUCUUGUGAGAUCAUCAGGUCCAGCACCCCUGCUCUAGGCAAGAAAGACUGAUGGGGUCAAAUAACACCAGCAAGGUAUGCAUCCAAAAGGUGGUUUGUUUGUUUGUUUUUAUUUUGUUGUUUGUCUGUUAAUUUUUCUCUCGUUUUCUACAAUGAACUGUUUCAAAUCGGUAUUUCACUACAUGGAAUAAGUUAAUCAGGCUAAAACAUUCAACUUCCUCUUAUGUUAAUCUAUCGCUACGUAGGAGAUCUAAUUAUCUAUAGCUCUUGUGCAACAACUUUGCAUGUUAUAUCCCAUUAUAUCCCACUUUGGACAUGUGUUUAUUUAGUUAAACCCUAAACCCUUUGAAACCCUAGAAAACAGAUAUGCCUACCAUGGUAGGUCCCAUGUUCUCUGUUGGCAAGUACUUUGCUGAAUGUUUGUAGCGGGGAAGGGGUGGGGGACAUAUCAGGUUGUACUUAAAUACUCUUCUUUUUAGCAUCAACUCUACCAAUGAAAGAGACAGGAUGCUGGGCUAGAAGAUUCUGUUGCCUGACCUGGCAUGGUGUUUCUUAUGUUCUUACAUUUAAUGUUUAAAAAGCCUUGGCUUCAUGCUUGUUAUUGCAAUAAUUUCUAAAACCAGACUAAACAGAUGCUGUCUCCAGGCAUACACAUGGUUUCUGCUUUGGUUAAAGGGCUGGUGGAGAUGUCUUCGUAUCCACAGUUUGCAUACAAUGCUUUUCGUGUCUCCUUCAGUGUUUGCAAGAUCAGGACCUGUGUACGUGGAAACUUUACUCACAGGGACAAUUGUAUUCACUUUGACAGGACAAUUUAUAUGUAGGUAUGUAAGUACACAUACAGUGAGUGACCAUUCUAACAGUGAAGCUCUCUAUUUAUCUUCCAUGGCGGAACUGUACGUUGGAGUUUGGGCUUGCUUCUGCCUUGGAGUUAAUGGACUUUGUUCUUUGAGAUCAAGCAGUAAGCAGCUCACACUUUUAGAUCCAGAGGUCCAAUGUUCAGUUUCCACUAAAGGACCUGAUCAGGGUUUGUUACGAUAUGGUCAAAGUUGAGGUCUUGGAUGUGGGAACAGUUCAUCUUUGAUUUCCAACCCCCCCUUCCCUCCCCGACAACCAUAUGCUGAGAGUACAAAGGACGGUGUUUUUCCUACCGCAUGCUUAGGGCAUGCAGGAAGCAGAGAAGCUCUAUAUCUGGAUGACCAACUUCAGUCAUACUGCCUGGUUCCUUGACUCUUCCAAUUCUGUUGAACCUGCAGUCUAUCACAGAUUCACACCAUGAUCAGUCCUCUACCCCAGUCAAAUUCUCCGGGAAAGCAAACAACUUCCUCAUUCAGUGUGAAUUUCAUUUCCUUGUGUAAGUGCACAGGACCUCCUUAUUCAGAGAUCAGAGCUGUUGGUCAUGUGGGAGGGAUGAGGCGUAUGACUGAUGGGCAGUGGAGGCGAGAUGCUACUUCGGACCAUCUAUGGGAGAAACAGGAUGCGUGCUGACACAUCCAAACUAUUAUAAAUAUCCGCCAAUUUGCAGCAUAUCCCUACCUUUCUUGAGGAAGAACAGCAAGCUUCUUCAGAGCUUCUACAAUAACUUAUAUACUGCCCACAGAGGGAGACAGAGAAAUACCAAUUUGAACCAGCUGGUAACUCCUUGCAUUGGCAUCACACUGUUCCAGUUCUCUCAGGACAAAUGCUACAUAUAUAUAUUGAAAAAGUCUCUGGGAUACUGAUCUGACCUCACUAUUGUUGUUCAUGGGCAGGAAGUCUUCAUUUCUACUGAUACGGGUACUCAGUCACUGACAAUGUGUGUAGGAAAGUGCACUCGAAUCCUGGGCCCAUGCCUGCUUGUCUUGGGAAUGCUCUCCAUUGCUGUCAACAUCUUCCUCCUUUUCCCCAACUGGUCAUGGAAGUAUCUACAGGAGGGCCACAUCACCAAGCAGGCCAUGCAAGCACCAGGCAUCUGGGGAGGAGGCAUGAUUGUUCUUCUGGCUGCAACUCACAUCACAGCUGUUGGAUGGCGAUGCGGCUGUUUCUCUGACUGCGGAACUUGGAGAAAUCUGUUCCUUUCCAUCAUCUUAUCAGGGCUGGCAUUGCUGGGAUCUGCCGCCUGCUUUAUCAUGGCUGGACUAGGCUUGACAAAUGGACCCCUCUGCCUGUCCAAUGGUUCAACCCACAACCAGGAUGGAAUUCAGCACUGGAAUUAUCCUUUCUCAGACACAAGCAGCCAAGACUUCACCUCCAGGGCUGACAACUAUCUGUUUAACCAGUCGCUCUGGACCUCUGUCUGCAUUGAGCCCCCUCGUAUCGUACCCUGGAACAUCAGCUUAUUCUCCCUUCUGAUGAUCAUCAGUGCAGUUGAGAUGGUCCUGGCUUCCCUUCAGAUUAUCAAUGGUUUCUUUGGGUGUCUCUGUGGAUUUUGUGAAGGGAAAUAGGUUCAGUGCACUCCAGACUUGUGUGUUGACUGGAAUGGACCGUGAAGAGUAGAGGAACAGUUUCCCUGAACCUCCAGUUGUCCACACCUGUAAGACAUUUACGCUUAUCAUGGUCUCCUGGAGAGACCCAUUAGGUGACCACUCCUGGUUAAUCUAUUGGAUGGGAGUUUUCAAUGCUCUCAGAAUUGCUGCUACCAAGUCAACUCCCUGCACUGGCUGGAGCUGGAGUGCUGGCUUGGUGCUUUUUGUUAUACAGACUGCAAUAGUUUCUGUAGGAACACGGUGUCCUGACUCACUGGGGCCGUUGUAAGGACUCCAUCUGGCUCCUACAGGCAGAGACCAAGUGGGGGGUGGAAAAAAUCCAUUAAGCCUGUUUCACUAGUCUGGAAAGGGGGUGACGUGUUGUUGCUGGCAGAGGGGGACUGCACAGGCCCUUCCUCCAGGGGAGAUGAAGGUGCAAGCCUAGAAAGAAGCCAAGCACCAAAUGCUAUAUGGGCCAGGGGUCCCACUGGAGAACAAAUGAAACUGGAGUCACCUGACUUGGAUUUUAACACCCUACCAGGAUGUUUAAUCUGCCUGGGGUAAACUCCUGUAGAGGCUGGCAGUCAACUGACCUUGGAAACGAGCCUGUCAGAGGACUAGUGAUUAACAGAGAGGGGGAGAAACUCUGGAUGGAACAUGUGAGCCAUAAGCUGACACUUUUGUGCUAGGGACGGUUGCUCUUGCUCAUCACAAGGAAGGGCACAAGCCCUAUGUUUUUCUUUUUGCGCAACUGGGGUGAUGUCUGACUAGAUAGUGAACUAAUAUUUAUAGUGGCUUUAAUCCAAGAGAAUCUUUUAUUUUUUCACUGCCUCUUAUUUAUUUUCUCCAAAAAACCUGUUUUCUCUAAUAAAUCUACGUGUAAACUGACUGGGCCAGAUCUUUCCUGACACCUCCCUUGGGUGUGGUCCUUAUUCAGCCUCUCUGAGUAAAGACACCCCCAUUUUUGGCCUCCAGAGAGUACGAGGAGAGAUUUGUUUAUCUGAACUCUGGCUGAAGGAUGUUUAAAGAGGAGCUGUGGAUUCUUAUCCCAUUACCUGGAUUAGC